Molecule: messenger RNA, 1398 nt
Organism: Laccaria bicolor S238N-H82
Lineage: Eukaryota; Fungi; Basidiomycota; Agaricomycetes; Agaricales; Hydnangiaceae
Exons: 7
Coding region: 1-1398 (465 amino acids)
Source: RefSeq, a predicted model, not a curated record
AUGCUUCUGAGCCUCCUCUUAGCUUAUUCGGCGGGCGCUGCACCUGCAAGUGCACUAAUUGGACGAUCGCUUGAACGUCGAGGUCCACAGACGGCAGCUGUCUGCAGCACUGACUUUACAUGGGCAGAUAAUUCGAAAGGUGUAUCGCCGUGCUUGUUGGCGGCCGUGGUGCUUGGAGCUUGCCAGGGUGGAAAUUGGAAUGUCCCCGCGCUUGUAAACCCAACGGACAUGUACACCAACCCGAACUCGAGCACGGCAAACGUCUGUACAUGUUCAUGGUUAGCUUACAAUCUUUUGGGUGCUUGUGCAGACUGUCAAGGUUUCCCACAAGCGGUGCAGAACGAGGCGCCUUAUUUCCAAUCAUGCCAAGGUUUUACGACCACAACGAAUAGCUACUUUCCCAGCAAUUUUUCUCUUCCUGAGGGUACGCUCAUCCCCUACUGGGCAACCUAUGAUCCAUCAACAUGGCCAUCCCAACACUUUGAUGCAACGACAGCCAAGAGCAUUGCACAACAAGAACACCCUGAUGUCAGCAAUUCCCCCACCCCGUCGUCGAAAAAGAAAACGCCAAUUGGCGCUAUCGUUGGUGGUGUUGUAGGAGGAGUCGUUGUGAUCGCAUUGGCUGUUGGUAUCGGUCUUUACAUAUGCACACGAAGACGACGAACUCCUAAGCAACAGCCAGUUUCUCCACCCUUAACCAUGGGGCAGUCCGCACACUUCCGAUCACCCUCUGAUAUGACCAUGGCAUCGACUGGCUCACUGGGCUACACAACCUUAUCAUCAUCGCCAGCCCACCCUGUAGAGCGAAGUGGGACUGUUCGCACUCACAAUACCAGUGCACAUUCGCUGUCGUACUUCAGUUCACCCGUCAGUACUGUUCCCCACACCACGCUACCCACCCCACGACAAACGUCACCAAACCCUUCAAAUCCGGAAGAUAUAAUCGUCCCAUUCCACAUUCCACCUGGCGGCCUCACAAACCCGACUCUUGGGGAUAGGAAGAAUCCAAAUGGGUCUUACCCCGUCUAUGACGCACCCACCGCUCCCCCUAUCAGUAUCCAAAGUCGGACAGAGCCAUCAAUCGGAAGCUCACGGAGGGCGCGCGUUAACCCCCCAGCUUACAGUGCUACGGAUUCCCCAUCCCCGCCACCUCGGGCACAACGAGGUCUACUCAGACAAGGCUCGACGGAUACCCAUCUCACAUACGCCUCUGGUACUCAGAACAACGGCGGAUAUACUGGCAACGAUAGCAGUAUGACUAGUAGCGACAUCAGGAUACCCGAGACGCCGGUUGCAGCCAGUGGACGUGUUGUGGGCGGGCCCAGCAGGGACGCCAAACGUCGGCCGACAAUGGAUAACGACAACGUCAGCAGUGUGGACCCAAGAGAUAUCGCGUAA